AAAUAAAAAUAAAAACAUGUUCGCAAUGUUGAGAUUUAUCUUCAACCGUAGGCGCCGAGGUCCUGACUGGUCUACGAUGCCCGCCGACAUCUUGGAGAGCAUCUCCGAUCGCCUGCCUCUCGACGACUUCGUAAGAUUCCGUAGCGUCUGCAAACAAUGGCGAUCGUCUCCCUCUGGCCGAUCCGAACUAAUCAGCUUCUCCAAAGGUGAACCAUGGCUCGUUCUCUAUAAGCUAGAGAAGAAGAAAGCACGCACUCUUGAAUGCUACAUCUACAGCCAAUCUCAGCCGCAGUGCUGCACGUUUAAGUUGCCCGAUCUCGAGGGCGCCGUCGUCGUCGAAUCCAAGUUCGAUUGGUUGCUCGCUCACCAUGGCCAGUUCUUCUUCCUCUACAAUCCAUUUACUUUCUCAAGGAUCAACCUCCCGAAACUCAGUGUAAGCGGCGAUUACGCUUGCACUUUCGCGUACCUUCCUACUCGACGAGAGUGCACCGUGAUCGUCAUAUACCGAGUGAACGAGUCUUCCUUGGAGUUGAGCAAGUGUCAUGUUGGUGAUCAAGAGUGGGCGACGCAGACGAUAUGCGAUAUCAGCAGCAAUCAGAUCGGAAGGAGGAUGAGGGUUUGGACGUGUAACCACACCCAUGUUGAUUUAUGCAGCAACGCAUGCCCUUCUCCUGCUCCAAAGAUCAGGAACUCGGCUGUGUUUAUUUACGACCCAGAGAAAAAAAAUAAAAUGUGGUACAGAUUUCUUACCAAAGGUAAGGUGUUCGUGUACAACUACCCGAAGAGAGAUAGCAAAAGCGAGGCUAAUAAUCGGAGAUACGACGAGAUGAGGUCGAAGCUGGAAGGGGUGAGGUCGAAGCACGGGAAAGAAUGGUGGCAGAGAUCAGGAGGAAGAGCUAUAUCUGUCAACUUUGAGAAUAGGCGUCAAGGGACGUUGGUCGUCGAUUCUCCUCACGACGCCUUCGAUGGAAGAAACGAGCUCGACGCGGUGAAGGCGAGCUUUCUAGAGCCAAAAUCCAGGGAGAUGUAGUUCAAUCGAUUGGUUGUUUUACAGGUUUUAGGUCCUUUCUCUAUUCUAGGCUCUCAUUAGACUUCUACGUAUGUAAGUUUUAUGUAUGGAUUGAAAAUUUUAGACUAGAAGUAUGUAAACUCUAA
This is a messenger RNA of Asparagus officinalis (garden asparagus), 1155 nucleotides long. RefSeq lists its product as uncharacterized. Bases 17 to 1030 code for a protein of 337 amino acids. Gene Ontology annotation, molecular function: protein binding. Lineage: Eukaryota; Viridiplantae; Streptophyta; Magnoliopsida; Asparagales; Asparagaceae. The record is from RefSeq and is a predicted model, not a curated record. The transcript has a single exon.